Messenger RNA from Pestalotiopsis fici W106-1, 5220 nucleotides. RefSeq lists its product as uncharacterized. Gene Ontology annotation, biological process: carbohydrate metabolic process. The transcript has 7 exons. Gene Ontology annotation, molecular function: hydrolase activity, hydrolyzing O-glycosyl compounds; chitin binding. The record is from RefSeq and is a predicted model, not a curated record. Lineage: Eukaryota; Fungi; Ascomycota; Sordariomycetes; Amphisphaeriales; Sporocadaceae. The coding region runs from base 1 to 5220 and encodes 1739 amino acids.
AUGCACAGUCCUUUCGACUACUCUGUAAAAGUCCGCCGCGACGAGAACGCUCCCGUCUGUGCAUCGUCCUCCGGCGCGUCGCUCUUUGGGAAACGUGAUGAUGAUUACUCCUGCAGCGAGUCCAAGGCCUGCUCGAACGGCGCCUGUUGCGGAAAGACCCAAGGAUAUUGUGGUUAUGGGCCUGACUAUUGUGGAACCAACGAUAUCUCGCCCAACGAUGUAUGCUGGAGCAACUGCGAUGCCAAAGCCGAAUGUGGCCAAUACGCUGAAGUCGAGGGAGCCGAGUGUACUCUUAACGUUUGCUGCAGUCAAUAUGGCUUCUGCGGCAUGACAGAUGAAUUCUGCGAGGUUACUGACAACAAAAACACAACUUGUCAGAGCAACUGUGAGCAACCCGGCUCCGGCUCUUCAGAUGGUGACGUCCAGAGCCGAAUCAUUGGCUACUACGAAGCUUGGAAUGCCGACAAAGCCUGCGUUGGAAUGACCCUUAGUCAAAUCCCCGUCAACGCCCUCACUCACCUACACUUUGCUUUCCUCUACAUCAACCCGGGCGACUUCAAGAUUGUGCCCAUGGACGGGAUCGACGAGUCGCUUCUCACUGAUUUCACAGCGCUCAAGUCCAAAAACAGUGGGCUCAAGUGUAUUGCCUCCAUUGGAGGCUGGACGUUCAGCGACAAUGGCACCGUGACCCAACCGCUGUUUGGCGAAAUUGCCGGCGACGCUACUAAUCGUGCCACCUUCAUCACCAACCUUCUGGACUUUAUGCGCCAAUACGCGUUUGACGGAGUUGAUUUCGAUUGGGAAUACCCCGGAGCGACCGAUCGCGGUGGCACUGAAGACGACGGCGAGAACUUUACCAAGCUACUCAAGGAGCUCCGUGAGGCCGUCGACGAUGAGCCCAUUGACUACAGCAUUGCCUUUACCGCCCCAACGUCGUACUGGUACCUUCGCCACUUUGAUCUGAAAAAGUCCUCGGAGUAUGUCGACUGGAUCAAUGUAAUGAGUUAUGAUUUACACGGAGUGUGGGACUCGAGCAACCCUAUUGGUAGCACUGUCUUGGCACACACCAAUCUCACCGAGAUCAAGUUGGCCUUGGACCUCUUCUGGCGCAACGAUAUCGAUGCAAGCAAGAUCAAUCUGGGUCUCGGCUUCUACGGUCGCUCGUUCCAGCUGGCUGACCCAUCCUGCUAUAAGCCAGGAUGUGCGUUCAAGGGUGGCGCCAACGCUGGCUCGUGUACUGAUAACUCGGGCACGCUGGCCUAUUUCGAAAUUCAAGACAUUAUCGAGGCAAAAGGUCUGUCACCAUAUUAUGACAAGACGGCGCAGGUGAAAUACAUUGUCUGGGAUGACGACCAGUGGGUAUCCUAUGACGAUGAAGAUACUUUCCAAGCCAAGAUCGAAUUCGCCAACAAGCUCGGAUUGGGCGGUCUGCUUAUCUGGUCCAUUGACCAAGAUACAAGCAACUACGAAGCGCUGAAGGCUGUGCUGUCGCCCAAUGGAAUUGAUGCCUUUGAAUCCGAGGCGGAUGAUGCAAGCUACUGGCAAGAGGCGACCGCGCAGGACUGCUACGUCACUGACUGCGGAGGCAGCUGCAACACGGGAUACAUCCAGAUCGAAGAGCAGCCUUGUGGCUCCGCCAAACCAGUCACGAGACAUUCGACCAAGGAUCCGUCAAAGCUGUGUUGUCCCCUUACGUCUGCUCCUGACCCAGACAACUGCCAGUGGCGAGGCACAGCCCCCAGUUGCAAUGGUCACUGUGAGAACGGCGAGGUCAUGCUCGAGAUGAACAAAUGGGGUGACGGCAAGUACUGCGAGGAUGGACACAAAGCAUAUUGUUGCGAGGCAUCCUCUCAGGAGACAGAGAACUCGUGCUACUGGACGGGUGUCGCAGGUAGCUGUGCCUCGGACGAGCUGCCCCUGACUUUUGCCGGCACGUUCCUGGAAGACCUUGCCGAUAUUGCCUCUCUGGGAGGCUUGAUUGGCCAAGUACUAGCCGACUUUCUCGAUACUGCGGAUAUGGACCUGCGACGUCUUUACUGUUGUCCCAAGGACGAAAUUAGCCAGUGGGAGAAUUGCGGCUGGCAUGGUACUCCUGGCACAUGCUACGAUAACCACUGCGACGAGGGCACCCAAGUCCAACUCACACAAAGCGACUAUGGCGCUGGCCAGAGCUGUCUGCCCCGUAUUGAACGUACACGCACAUUUUGCUGCGACCCUGCAAAUGGUGCCAGCCCUUUCCUUCCUGUUCCACUGGAGUACCUCUUUCCCAACGCGCCCGAUGGUGACGAUAUCGAGACCGACUACGAUCUAGAGAUUGACGACACAUGGGGCACUGGAAAGGAUAAGACUAGCACGGAAGACGAUCCCAAUGAUUCCACUUUCGGGUUCUGGGUCAUGGUCAGUCCGACGGAGAUCCAGACCUCGUUGGACAAGCGUGAUGGGUCGCACUGGGAACUGUUCAACUGUAACGAUGCUGUCAGCACAGAAGAACAGACUGUCCAGAUGGUCUGCAUGGACGACUCUGCAGACAGCAAUUGCUAUAAGAUCGGCCUCGGCCAUGGAGUUCCUGGUACUAUUCUCGAGAUGCCCAGAGGCCAAGGUUGUGGCCCAGCCAAGUAUGCCGUUGCCAAGUCCAUGGUACCGUCUGCGAAUCAAACAUUACCUCAUCACCUGGUAAAACGCACCUCGGGACGAAAGCCCAUGGUUUACGACUUGACCUUUGAUUAUGAUUGGCUCAGGGUCCCGAGAGACCUUGGAGACACACAGGUCCGGGUCGACUACAGUAACGAAGACGGCUACUGGGAUGCCAUUGUUGACAAGGCCGCAGAGAAGCGAAGAAAGCGAUCUCUGGACGAAGUCAAUGGCAGUCAUCGGAGAUGGCUCGAGGAGGAAUGGCGCGACGAUGUCCACUUUAGCAGCUUGAGCGAGCGCGAGCUUCAUGAGCGAUGGUUCGGUGAAGAUGUCAUUGCCUGGCUCAAGGGCCUCUUGAAUGGCGAGAUCGAGCCCAAGUACACUCAUGACUACGACGAGUCCGUCACUGCCAUCAUUGUCCAGGAAGACUGGUCUUGUCAGCCCAAUGACUACACCAAACUGGAGGCAAGCCUAAGCGCCAAAGCCUCGGCCAACAUCAAGGUGUCGUCCACCUUUGGCAUGACACUCAUCUUCACGCUCGGAACCAGCAUGGAUCUCUCCAAUUCUUACGUAUAUUUGAAGACAAGUGGCGAAGUCACGGCGAUUUUCUCCAUCGAUGCAAUGGCCAAGGCUAGCUUUGAUAGUGGAGAGUUCUCCAUCGUCACCGUGCCCAUGCCCGGCGCCUCAUUCACGAUCCCCAAUAUCCUGACGGUUGGACCAAAAUUUGUACUCAAUGCCCAGGCUACGGCAGACGUUACGCUAGCUGGUCACUUUGAGACAAAGGUCGAGAUUGCCUCGUGGGACUUUCAGCAGACCUAUCCAGAGGCCAGCAGCGACUGGGAGCCAAAGUCCUUAGAGAGUCCAUCCCGUGACUUUACCUUGGACGGCCUCAACGAGCCAACUUUCAACCUGACUGUUACUGCCAAGGGUCAAAUGACGGCACACUUGAAGCCUACACUGAGCUUUGGAAUUGAAUUUGAUGACCGCUGGGGCAUUGACUCUGCCAAGGCUGAGUUGCUUGCCGAUGGCUGGGUGCGCGUCCGCGCGCAGGCGAAUCUUGCCGGUGACGAUGCAUCCACCUGUCCGUUCAAAUACGGCAUCGACGCUGGCGCCUCUUUUACUGCCCGGGCAUCCGUCCCAGACAACUUUGGCUGGACUCCCGAGGAUAAAACCUUCUACUCCCUUAGUAGCAACUUGAUUCCCGGAGACGGCACUGAUGACUAUGUCUGCGUGGGAGUUGAUUCCGAGACGGAGACGAAGCGUAGCUUGUCCAGACGCGAUCCCUACGUUGCCUCUGGGGGCGAACAUGAGCUUUUAUCGAGCCACGGCAAUGUCACCAAGCGCUCUGUAACGUACGGUCCUCUUUUCUCUAUCCCCGUCAAAGGGCAGUUGUGCCCGAGCAUUGAAGCAACCACAACAACGGCAUGCAAUAGUAUUAAAGGAUUCGACGAUGACCAGUUCAACGACAUUGAUUACAUGAGGAAGAGAGACCUAAGCCCCUUGGAUCUCGAUUUCUCAGACAUUGAGAAAGCCAGCGGUAUCGACAUCACCGGGCUCCUCAAGCGUCGCAGUGUGGAGCUUGAUGUCGAAUCGGAUGACAGCAGAUCCGCCCUUCUACACGACAUGAUUGAGGACUUGUUUAUGAACAACACGGAGCUGCUAGAGUCUUACCAUGAGCUGAACAGGCGUGAUGGUGCCGCUCAGAUUUAUGAUAUCUGUUUGAACGAUGCCAAGAUGACAUACCGGACGGCAGCAUAUCCCGAGAGCGGAACUCUUUACGAUAACGAGGACUGGGGCGAAUGCAGCAAUUUCAACCUCAUCGUUGCCCAGGGCCAGACGGCAGGACACAACUACGACUGGGAACAUAUUCUUGAGAGGCAGAUCAUUCAAGCAUUCUCCGCAUACUACUUUGAAGGCCAGGCGAGCCCCGUUGCAGGCUAUGGUAGCUUUUGCAAGUACCUCAAGUACUUCUGGGAGAAUCGCAACAGUCAAAUUAACGGGGCGACUCCUUGGUCCAUCAUUGGUCAACAAUGGCCGAAUACUGCAGCAGGCACUGGCGGCGAGAUGGUCCAGACCGAGCAGGAGAUCAAUCUGGCCAAGGCCCGUGCCUUCAAGUACGAUGUAGCCAUCAACGCGGUGGACACGAUGAAGAAAUGGGUCUCUUCGUACGACGAAGUGGAACGUGUGAUCAAGAAUCUAAAGGACGUCAUCCUAAUGGUCAAGUACAUGAGCGUCGCCAACGUCAACAACAUCUACAAUACACAGGGCCGACGUGUGGCUACCGCUUUCGGUACCGUCGAGCAGGGCAUCGCCGCCAACUGGGCCAAUACGGCAACUCCAUACACGGUCUUGGGCCUGGACCAGACCUUUUUGGUCUUUAUGAGAGACUACACGACCCAAGUCAGUUCAAAGAUUGACGAUUACCUGCAGUUCUGGAGCGGUCAACUCCAAGUGUUUUACGACACGGAAAUCGGCGCGGGAGGAGGAUCGACGCAGGACGAGCAAAAUAUCCUGGUCAAGAUCGAGGACGUCAGAGCAGAGAUUGAUACGCUGACGGCGGCCACUCCCUUGUUCAACAACCCGUUCUAG